Molecule: messenger RNA, 150 nt
Organism: Phytophthora sojae
Lineage: Eukaryota; Oomycota; Peronosporomycetes; Peronosporales; Peronosporaceae
Exons: 1
Source: RefSeq, a predicted model, not a curated record
AUGGUUUACGUUCGCGAAAAUUAUGAGCUUAACAAGGAGGCUUUUAAAGCAGCUCAGAAGCGUUACUAUCUAAAGAAUAGAGAGCAGCGUCUAACUAAUCAAAAGGAAUAUAAUGAGUUGCACAAGGAGGAGCUAGCGCAACGCAGAAAA